Messenger RNA from Micropterus dolomieu (smallmouth bass), 1592 nucleotides. Its product is annotated as myelin-associated glycoprotein-like. The transcript is spliced from 13 exons. The record is from RefSeq and is a predicted model, not a curated record. Lineage: Eukaryota; Metazoa; Chordata; Actinopteri; Centrarchiformes; Centrarchidae. Bases 168 to 1340 code for a protein of 390 amino acids.
GAAUUUGGCCUGCAGUUUUUUCUGUUGCCUGUAGAGUUCAUAUCUUUGUCAGCUCAACUGCAAAAAGGCACACCGCAUAUCAUUGUCAAGAGAUAUAGUUAGUAGGAACAGACACUUCAGAUCAGCCAGCGGCUUCAUCAGAAAUAUACCAACAACACUUCUGAAGCAUGGACAAAGAGGGAAAGAUGAUGAUAUGCUGUCUGCUCUUAGCAGCUAUUAGCCCUGUGUUUAGUGGAGAAUGGAAGGCCACUGUUGUAGAACACCUUGACGUCCUGGUUUCAUCCUGUGUUGUGAUACCCUGUUCAUUCACCCAUCCUAAAGAGAACCUGCCAGCCUCCAAACUCAGAAAGAUCUGGCAUCGUUCAAAAGAACGAGAUCAACGCAUCUACCAUGAAGAUUCCACACUAAUCCUGGAAAACUUUAGGGGGCGCACACGGUUGGUGGAGGAAAGGAGUGCUAGCAACUGCACCUUAGAAAUAACUGAAAUUAAAGACCAUGACAAUGGCCCUUUCUGUUUCCGGAUUGAACUAGCACGGACACCGGGUGAUACAUCCACCAUUGACAAGUUCUCCUUUGUUGAAGAUUGUGUUGAGUUCACAAUGUUUAAUGAACCUCCAAAACCUACACUGAUUCACCCAAAGACAGCCAUUCAAGAUCGUCCUUACAUUGUCACCUGUUCAGUCACCCAUACCUGCCCCUCUCAUGUGCCUAAACUCACAUGGAGUAGGGCAACCACAGAAACUGAUGUCAUUGAGGUCCACAAACAAACUCAUGCUGGCCACUGGGAGGCAGAGUCCAUCCUGACGUUCAUUCCUGAGGAGAAGGAUGACCACAGUGAGCUUACCUGCACAUCACAAUUUUACGGCCAGAAGAGGUCCUAUUCAACACUGACACUCUAUGUAAAACGUAAAGAAAAUUACAACCACAUCAUCAUUCCCUCAGUGGUGGGGAUUGGUAUCACUGUGAUCUUUGGAGUCUUCUGCAGUUUCAUGGUAAAAAAAUACAAGACACGCAUUUCAGAGCUCCAAAGUCAGGAUGGAAGCAUGUGGAACCGGCUGUCCAGGAUGUCUCGCAGGAUUCGUUCUGAUGGCCCAGGACCAUCUCGUUCUGAUCAAAGAAGGUCUGUUUGGAGCAGAUUUUCGAGAAGGCCUAAAGGGGACAUGAGUUCCAGUCAUAUGCCCAAUAAUGAUAAUUCAAAAUCCUGUGCCGAUCAGAAAUUCGCAAAGGCUCGUUUCCCGUCCCCCAAAAGCCAGCCAAAAUCCUGCAAUUACAAAGAGGACCUUGAUGAUGGUGACGAUUAUGUUAACACUGAGGACCUCAACGUCUACGGAAACAUCUGAAAAGAAAUAUUUCCUUCCAAAGAGAGAAUUUGUGAUCAAAGAAGACAACAAUUAUCAUGAUCAUAUUCAUUUCUAUUAAUUAAUACCAUUGAUGAUUAUAUUAUUAUAUUAUUUAGUAAGUACCAGGAAGUAUGCAAGUCUGUUCAGCCAGUGUAUGUGUGUGUUUGGGCAUGGUGUCAACAUCGUUUGGCCUGAAACAUAAAUGUAAAUGCCUUUAUGAGAUUGAAUUAAAUAAAACAACUUGAUCCCAAA